AUGCCGGAACUUUUCAACGACAUGUCUAGUGAUGCUGAAUGGAUUCAAAAGGCGGUUAAAGUUGGAAAAAUGUCAGUAUUACCCAAAAUGACACCGGAAGCAAAUCGUGUACACAUUAUUCGGUCAAUUGAAAACAACGACGGGGACUUUGAUGCAAUGGCCAUGUGUAAAGGAUCAUUAAAAACCAUUGAUUAUUUAAUGCGUCGUGAACCCGUUUAUGGGUUGGUGUUCUUGCUCGAUCUCAAACAUUGUCAACUGUCUUAUUUAUUAAGCUUUACACCUACAUUAACAAAAAAUCUAAUGCGAUGCAUAGACGAAGCUACGCCAUUGCGAGUAAGAGGUGUCCACUACGUGAAUCCACCAAAGUUUGUGUCGCGUUUGGUGAAUUUCUUCAAACUGUUCAUGCCAUCUAAAAUUCAAAACCGAAUUGUCAUUCACGAAACCUACGAUACACUUUACGAAUACAUUCCCAGGGAUGUGUUACCGGACGAGUACGGCGGUACCGCGGGCAGUAUCGAGAAAUUCGAAGACGACAUCAUGAGAGCGACGAAAGAAGACGACGAGUGGUACAGAAAUAUGCCAAAAGCCGAUUUAUCGAAACGACCAGUACAAUCGAAAAAUAUUGAUAUGGACAUGAGUGGUACGUUUAAGAAACUGGACAUCGAUUGA
Macrosiphum euphorbiae (potato aphid) is the source of this 669-nucleotide messenger RNA. Lineage: Eukaryota; Metazoa; Arthropoda; Insecta; Hemiptera; Aphididae. The record is from the annotation of a GenBank genome assembly.